Messenger RNA from Microtus oregoni (creeping vole), 504 nucleotides. Its product is annotated as zymogen granule membrane protein 16-like. The transcript has 3 exons. The record is from RefSeq and is a predicted model, not a curated record. Lineage: Eukaryota; Metazoa; Chordata; Mammalia; Rodentia; Cricetidae. The coding region runs from base 1 to 504 and encodes 167 amino acids.
AUGUUGGCCAUUGCUCUUCUAGCCUUUCUCUGUGUGUCAGCCUCUGCCAAUGAAGUUCAGGCCAAGUCCUCCUCUUAUAAUGGGGAAUAUGGAGGUGUUGCAGGAACGCGAUUCUCUCAUUCUGGCAACCAGAUGGAAGGUCCCAUUACCGCCAUCCGUAUUCGAGUUGACACAAACUACAUCAUAGGUCUCCAGGUACGCUAUGGCAGGACAUGGAGUGACAAUGUAGGUGGCACAAGAGGAGACUUGGAAGAGAUCUUUCUGUACCCUGGGGAAUCAGUGAUUCAGGUGUCCGGCAAAUACAAGCACUAUCUGAGGAAGCUGGUCUUCAUCACAAACAAGGGCCGCCGCCUGUCUUUCGGAGGAAAAGAAGGCAUAAGUUUCAAUGCUGUUCCCUUGCAUCCUAACACUGUCCUUCGCUACAUCAGUGGCAGAGCUACCAACUACAUCACUGCCAUUGGCCUGCACUGGGGUACCGACCCUAGUAACCAGAACGACUGCUGA